UUAGGCCAAUUGUAAACACCACGUAGCUUCUAAAAAUCGCGGACACGUAGCUCGAGAGAGAUACGGAACUACGGUCGGAGAAAGAACUAAAAGCUUCUUUAACCACACAGAGAUUGACACGUCAUAGUUUCUAGAGACUGUAAUCCAAGAAAUACCACGUCACCACACCCAACGAACUUGCGUUAGAUACGUUCCACUGCCACGUCACAUGCCAAUUGAUAUUUUACUCACGUUUCUCAAACCUCUCUUCUUUUGGUACUCUUGAAACUUCACAUAUUCAACACAUUUUCUUCUUUUUUUGGUUACUUUAAAAAUUAAUAAAUAACCAAAUCAAAUCAAAUCAAAACAGGUUUUCAUUUGGUUAUCAACUUUUAAAAGAAAUUCACGUGUACACACAAGAACAUAUUUACGUUAUUAUAUUCAUAAUAAUAAGCGUUGGUAGAUAAACUCGAUGUUACCAAAAGUAUACACUAUCUAAUCCACCCAUUAUAUAUAAAGCCUUGUGUUGAAUAGCAGCAGUGUAAAAAAGCAAAAACUACACAAAACAUAUACAAACCUUUUUUAAGUAUUCUCUAGUCUUGUCCAAAUGGAAUGGACUAGAGGAAGAAUCCUAGGCCGUGGCUCAACAGCCACCGUCUUCGCCGCAACACGUCACAACUCAAACGAAAUCCUCGCCGUCAAAUCCUCCGAGCUUCACCGAUCAGAGUUCUUACAAAGAGAGGCAGAGAUCCUCUCGUCGUUGAGUUCUCCCUAUGUGAUCGGAUACAGAGGAUCAGAAACCAAGAGGGAGCUAAACGGCGUCGUCACGUAUAACCUUGUGAUGGAGUACGCGCCGUACGGAACGUUGACCGACGCGGCGGCGAAGAACGGAGGCGGGCUCGAGGAAGCUAUGAUCGUGAAGUACACGCGAGAGAUGCUACGAGGGUUGGAGUAUAUUCACUCGCGGGGUGUCGCGCAUUGCGAUGUGAAGGGGAGUAACGUGGUUGUUGGGGAGAAGGGUGAGGCCAAGAUUGUUGAUUUCGGGUGUGCGAAACGGGUCGACCCGGAAGUUGAGUCGGAGCCGGUGGUGGGAACGCCGGCGUUUAUGGCUCCGGAGGUGGCGCGUGGGGAGAAACAGGGGAGGGAGAGUGAUAUAUGGGCGGUUGGGUGUACGGUGAUUGAGAUGGCCACUGGGUCUCCGCCGUGGACGGAGGCGAGUUCGGGUGAGAGUCCGGUUUCAGUUCUUUAUCGGGUCGGGUAUUCCGGUGAGGCUCCGGAGCUUCCUUGUUUGCUUACGGAAGAAGCGAAGGACUUCUUGGAGAAGUGUUUCAAGAGAGAAGCGAAAGAGAGAUGGACGGCGACGCAACUCCUAAACCAUCCGUUUUUGAUAACUAAACCGAACACUGAACCGGUUUCCGGUUUGGUUUCGAGCUCACCGACAAGUGUGAUAGAUCAAACGUUUUGGACAUCGGGGGGUGAAGAAGAAGAAACAGAGGAAUUACAGGAGGAUUCAAGAAAUCUAGACCGUUUAAACUUGUGGGCUUGUCAUUCGGAGAGGAUCGGACGGUUGAGAUGUGUUGGUGGGUUGGAUGGGUCCAGAUUGGAUAUGGAAGGUGGGGGCUGGAUCACGGUGAGGGUGAGUUGUGAAGGAACAAUGGUUGGUGGGUCACAUGAGGAAAAUAUAUUGGGGGAUGGGGGGACUGUAAAUGGAUUUGGGUGUCAUUUGUGUGAACUGUAGAAAGUAUAGGGGGUUGAUAUUAGUGAAGAUCUCCAAUUUAGAUCAAUGUAGUAGCUUGUUAGUCUCCGAAUAUUCGACUGAUCACAUGUAUAUAAUUGAAAUCACCAUUUUUUCAGAAACCAAAUCCAAUUCAUCUAAGUUAGCAAAAAUAUGUUGAUUCAUAUGGAGUUUCAAGGUUGGUUGGCCUGCAUUGGAGAAAAUGAUGAACUAUUGUUAGUUGUUACAUUAAAAUCUUGUUAUCCCACGUUUUAUGACUGUUUCUAUUUGACUACUCAGUUUUAGUCGUGAGAAUAAUAUACUUUAAUUGUAAGCUUUUA
Messenger RNA from Brassica napus (rape), 2034 nucleotides. RefSeq names its product mitogen-activated protein kinase kinase kinase 3-like. Gene Ontology annotation, biological process: protein phosphorylation. The record is from RefSeq and is a predicted model, not a curated record. NCBI's taxonomy places the organism in Eukaryota, Viridiplantae, Streptophyta, Magnoliopsida, Brassicales, Brassicaceae. The coding region runs from base 587 to 1717 and encodes 376 amino acids. The transcript is spliced from 2 exons. Gene Ontology annotation, molecular function: protein kinase activity; ATP binding.